AUGAGUUUAGAACCUUUGAUAAAAAACCUUUCAGAUCUUUUAACAACAGCUGGGCGCGGUAAUAUACGAACGCUUAACAUGGAUCCUAUAUGGAAAACUAUUUUUCAAUCUAAUAAACAACCAGAUCAACUCGAUACUGUUGCAAAAUUAUUAAAAGAGAUAUAUUCAUUAAAUAAAGACCUUAGGAACAGUGAUAAUAAAACAUUAAAUGCAAUAAUAAAUAACUUUGCUGACUCACACAUUGAGGUUGAUCACAGAUAUGAAGCUUCGUUACCAAUUUUCAAAUUUUUACCUUUUUACAAUGAUGAAAACAUUCUAAAAGUAUGCAUUAGCAUGAUUGAAAUCCUUUCUGCAUUCACAGACAGUAGAAAAACAAUACCAAUUGAAAUAAUCAGCGAAUAUACACCAUAUGAUGACCUCUUAGAAUCAUCAAGUCAAAAGAUAAUCGAUCAAUUCCGCAUGGCAGUUGGAAAAACAUACGAAAAACCAAUGGCUCUUGUUUUAAUGAUUUUAUUUACAUCACUUUCUAAAGUUUCCGAUUGUUCAUUGCUUGUAAAUGAAACACUAACAUCUCUACUGAAUGGAAACAUCACGAAUAUUCUUAUUGGCUGUCAUUUGGCCGAUUUUGUUUCAAAAUCCGAGAGAAAUGACAUGAUUUCAGAAGAAAUAUUCAAUAAAUUCAUUAAUUUGGUGAACCAUGAUGACGAUGAGAUCUCUUUCAUUGCAUAUGAUUCGAUAGUUAAGCCAAUGAUGACAAAAGAUUCAUUUUUAGAUGAAAAUUAUAUGAAAAUCAUAUUAGAAAACAGGACAAAAAUACCACAAAAGAACUUAAAUAGGAUAUAUUCGAUACUUUCAUUGUAUACAGUCCCUGAUGAUGAAGGAAAUUUCCAAUUUGAUUUAUUAUUUGAACUUGCAACUCUUUUGCAUCAAAUAAUUAUGAGUCAGAACAUCACAGAUACUGAGUUAGGUUACGUUUUCUGCUGCCAGGCUUCUGUUAUCGAUGCCGUUGAAGAAACUGUGAAAGAUUAUUACAAAUCAGAGCUGAAAGUCGCUAGAAUCUAUGUAGAAAAAGGCCAAAUACACGCUUAUAGUGGUAUAUCAGCCUUUCUAUGCUCAAUUUCCUCUUUUAUUGGACCUAGAGGCGCAUCUAAAAUUGCGGAGAUCGUUCCUGUCAUAUUAAAGUCAUUGGAAUCUGAUAAACUGUCUGUAGAUGAGAAAAUAAUUAUCGCUAAGUCGCUUUCUAUUAUGGUUGGCUCAGGACAACAACACAUUUUGCGAGAACCUAUAACAAAAUCAGCGGAUUACUUAAUGAAUGACGCUGAUAAGCGCUUAUCAAUUACAGGAUCGGAAAUGGUUAUCCAUUUGGACAUGAUGGUUGCUGUUUCAUGUCUUUCUGAUUUGAGCGCUUCAAUUAUUGCAAUUAUUGAAACAGAUAAAGAUACAGAUGUUGUCAUUGCAAUGUUUAAAGCACUCAAAUCAUUAAUAAGGAACUAUGAGUUCGAACCUUCAGCCUUUACAAAUAUUAUUAAUAUGAUCUCAAAUAAUUUACUGCCAUGCUCACCAAUUAUUGUUACAGUUGAUCAUUCUUUCCCGGUUUUCCAUUUCUUGGAAAUAUUUAUCGAUCAAAAUCCCGGCGAAUGUUUAGUUGUUGCAAAAACAUUAGCCCAAUGGCUUCCUGAUGCGUCGGACAAACAGUUGAAGAAGAUAGUUAGGCCAUUAGCAGCUUGUUUCCGAAAUGAAAUUGUUCCAAGAAGAUUGGCAGAAAAAUGUCAAGAAAAGUUUUAUGAAUCUCUUCAAAACCUUGAUAUUUCGUAUAUAAAAGUACAUCAGAGUAUCCUGGAAAUCCUAUAUUUGAUGAUUAAGGAAACAACUGACGGAAUUCAACUUCAAGAUUUAUAUAACUCAGUUGAAAAAGUUGUUGCCAUUUAUGAUCAUCCGAGAAAAGGAAAAGAUCUAGGAAAAGGACUUGCAUUUGCAGCCUGUAUUGUCAUGAUGCUUUAUCCAGUUAAAGGAAUCUUAAUUAACCAAAAUGUUUUAAUGAAUUUGGUUAUACAGGAGAUGCCAUUCAAGCCAGAACUAGACUUAUGCGAUGAUGGACUUCGAUAUCUUAUUCAAGUUUUGAAAAAUCCAUCAAGUUUCUCUUCUGACAGACCAAAAGCAUUCAAAAUUGUUUCGGAUAUUCUUAUGCUACCAGACACAGAAAGUAGAGCAAAUGGAUACCGAGACGAUACACUAAAGAAAGCUCACAAACUUCUCGUUGAAGAAUGUAAUACUAACAGUAGUGUUUCAAGAAAGUUGCAUGAAAAAUACGAUAAAUCUGUUCCAACAACAAUCACGUUUGAUGAUCUUAUUAAAUAA
Messenger RNA from Trichomonas vaginalis G3, 2358 nucleotides. RefSeq names its product armadillo (ARM) repeat-containing protein family. NCBI's taxonomy places the organism in Eukaryota, Parabasalia, Trichomonadida, Trichomonadidae. The transcript has a single exon. The coding region runs from base 1 to 2358 and encodes 785 amino acids. The record is from RefSeq and is a predicted model, not a curated record.